AUGUUGUUUCGGUGGUGCCCGUUAGUGGCCCUCGCCGUCUCGAGCUUAGCUACUGCGGAGGAACACUGGACUUCGCCACCCUACUAUCCGUCACCAUGGACCAACGGAGAAGGAGAGUGGGAAGAAGCGUAUAACAAAGCUGUUGCCUUUGUCUCCCAGCUCACAUUGGCAGAGAAGGUCAACUUGACAACCGGGGUUGGAUGGAUGCAAGAGUCCUGCGUUGGCCAAGUUGGUGCAAUUCCUCGUCUUGGUUUCCGCUCCUUGUGUAUGCAAGAUGGCCCUCUCGGUAUUCGAUUUGGGGACUACGUUACUGCAUUCCCUGCCGGAAUAAACGUUGCUGCAACAUGGAGCAAGGAGUUAGCCUACCUUCGCGGAAGGGCGAUGGGCGAGGAGUUUCGCGAUAAAGGUGCGGAUGUGAUACUGGGCCCUGCAAUUGGCCCUCUAGGAAGGUCACCAGAUGGAGGGCGCAAUUGGGAAGGCCUUGGGCCUGACCCUGUUCUGGCCGGCGAACUUGUCUCAGGGACCAUCAAGGGUAUGCAGAAAGCAGGUGUGGUUGCAUGCGCAAAACACUUUAUUGCCAACGAACAGGAACGCUUCCGCAUUGCUGCCGAAGCUCAGGGAUAUGGAUUUGAUAUCGCUGAGAGCAUGAGCUCUAACGUCGAUGACGUGACAAUGCACGAGAUAUACCUUUGGCCGUUUGCAGAUGCUGUCAGAGCUGGAGUGGGCGCAAUUAUGUGCUCAUACAACCAAAUCAAUAACAGUUAUGGAUGUGCAAACAGUUACACGCAGAACAAGCUACUCAAAGGUGAACUCGGAUUCCGCGGCUUCAUUAUGUCUGACUGGCAAGCCCAACAUAGCGGUGUUGGCGCUGCCUUUGCUGGGUUGGAUAUGUCUAUGCCUGGUGAUACUCUGUUUGGCACCGGUGUCUCCUACUGGGGUGCUAACCUCACCAUUGCUGUUGCCAAUGGAACUAUCCCUGAAUGGAGAGUGGACGACAUGGCUGUCCGUAUCAUGGCUGCCUACUAUAAGGUUGGUCGUGACCGCUAUGAAGUUCCUAUUAACUUCAAUUCGUGGACUUCAGACGUGGAGGGCUACCAGCAUGCACUCGUGAAGGAAGGGUUCGGUAUUGUCAAUCAAAGGUUGAAUGUACGCGGCCAUCAUGCUCAGAUUGCCCGUCGUGUUGCUACGGAUAGCACCGUUCUCCUGAAAAAUAAUGGUGUCCUCCCUCUCACUGGAACCGAACAGUUCACAGCUAUCAUUGGAGAGGACGCUGGUCCAAACUUGAACGGACCAAACAGUUGCCCCGAUCGCGGUUGUGACAAUGGAACCCUUGCUAUGGGAUGGGGUAGCGGAACGACAAACUUCCCCUACCUUGUGACUCCGGAGGAGGCUAUUCAACAUGAGAUUGUAUCCAAAGGGGUUGGAAACGUUCAGGCUGUUCUUCAAAAUGGCGACUUCAACAACAUAAAGUCAGUUGCAGGCCAGGCUAACGUCGCCUUGGUAUUUGUUAACUCUGCGGCUGGUGAAGGGUAUAUUUCAGUCGAUGGGAAUGAAGGUGACCGAAAGAACCUGACGGCAUGGAAAGGAGGCGACGAGAUGGUCAGACAGGUCACUUCUGUCUGCAACAACACUGUCCUUGUUAUUCAUAGUGUUGGCCCUGUUCUGGCUGGUGAAUGGCACGAUAACCCGAACAUUACCGCUAUUCUAUGGGCAGGCCUUCCCGGACAGGAAAGCGGAAAUGCCCUGGUUGAUAUCCUUUAUGGCAAAGAGAACCCUGGCGGUAAAUCGCCAUUUACCUGGGGCAGGACUGCCGAAGACUAUGGUACGCACAUCUUGAAGGAAGCAAACAAUGGAAAGAAUGCACCACAGGAGGUUUUCUCAGAGGGUAUCUUCAUGGAGUACAGACAUUUUGAUAAAGAGGACAUAACUCCUGUCUAUGAGUUCGGGUUUGGUUUGAGUUAUACUACCUUCUCCUACUCGAGCUUGAGAGUCAGGGCGAUGCGUGCCAACAAGUAUAAGCCUGCCACUGGCUUAACCAAACCAGCACCAAGACUAGGCCACUCUUCGACCAACUAUGCGGACUACCUGUACCCUACGGGUUUUAAGAGUGUAUCGAAGUACAUCUACUCGUGGCUAACCUCAACCAACCCUAAGGAGGCAUCUGGAGAUAGUCACUAUGGAAUGCCAACCGAGGACUAUGUGCCUCCGAAUGCAAACAAUGGCGAUGCACAGCCUGUGCUCCCCGCCAGCGGUGCUCCUGGUGGAAACCCCGGCUUAUUCGAAGACUUGUACGAGGUCUCCGCCAUCAUCACCAAUAAUGGAGACAGAGUUGGCGAAGAGGUCCCACAACUGUAUGUCUCCCUUGGCGGCGACCGAAAUGCAAAGAUUGUUCUCCGUGGGUUCGAUCGCAUCCGAUUAGCUCCAGGGCAGCGAUUCCGGUGGAGAACCAUGCUCACCCGACGAGAUGUCUCCAAUUGGGACCCAGCAACUCAAGACUGGGUCAUGACUGAUCACCCGAAAACCAUCUUCGUAGGUAGCUCCUCACGGAAGUUACCGCUUCAGGCACCAUUGCCUGCACCAGAUCUGGCAUGA
This is a messenger RNA of Microsporum canis CBS 113480, 2592 nucleotides long. Its product is annotated as beta-glucosidase 1. The record is from RefSeq and is a predicted model, not a curated record. The transcript is spliced from 6 exons. The coding region runs from base 1 to 2592 and encodes 863 amino acids. Lineage: Eukaryota; Fungi; Ascomycota; Eurotiomycetes; Onygenales; Arthrodermataceae. Gene Ontology annotation, molecular function: beta-glucosidase activity. Gene Ontology annotation, biological process: glucan catabolic process.